Colius striatus (speckled mousebird) is the source of this 4554-nucleotide messenger RNA. RefSeq names its product unc-119 lipid binding chaperone B (gene UNC119B). The record is from RefSeq and is a predicted model, not a curated record. The transcript has 5 exons. The coding region runs from base 10 to 729 and encodes 239 amino acids. Gene Ontology annotation, biological process: cilium assembly; lipoprotein transport; nervous system development. Gene Ontology annotation, molecular function: lipid binding. Gene Ontology annotation, cellular component: cilium. NCBI's taxonomy places the organism in Eukaryota, Metazoa, Chordata, Aves, Coliiformes, Coliidae.
GGCGGCGCGAUGAGCGGCUCGAAGGCGAGGGCGGCGGCGGCGGCGGCGGGGCCGGAGAAGAAGCCGCCGCCGGGCUCCGGGGGCCCGCUCAGCCGCCUGCGGGGCCGGCGCGGCUCGGCCGACUCGGCGCCGCGGCCGCCGUGGACCGAGUCCGAGCUGCUGGCCCUAGAGACCGUCCGGCCCGAGCACGUCCUGGGGCUGUGCCGGGUGACGGAGAAUUAUUUAUGCAAACCCGAGGACAACAUUUACAACAUUGACUUUACCAGGUUUAAGAUCCGGGACCUCGAGACUGGAACGGUGCUGUUUGAAAUUGCAAAGCCGUCUGCCUCGGAGCCAGAUGAGGAAGAUGAGGAUGCCAGCAGUGAGCUGGACGCCAGCGCCGGCCGCUUUGUUCGGUACCAGUUCACCCCGGCCUUUCUGCGGCUGCGGACCGUAGGUGCAACAGUGGAAUUCACAGUGGGAGAGAAGCCAGUGUCAAACUUCCGAAUGAUUGAGAGGCAUUACUUCCGAGAUCGUUUGCUGAAGAACUUUGACUUUGAUUUUGGCUUCUGCAUCCCGAGUAGCAGGAACACAUGUGAACACAUUUAUGAAUUCCCUCAGCUCUCAGAAGACCUUAUCCGUCUGAUGGUAGAGAACCCGUACGAGACCCGCUCAGACAGCUUCUACUUUGUGGACAACAAGUUGAUUAUGCACAACAAGGCUGACUACGCUUACAACGGAGGACAGUAACCAUCCUGUGUCCACUGGGUGCUGUGAUGCUGGUAACCAUUCCACAUGUCCAGGAGUAGACUGGAGUUGCUGUCUCUUGCAACAAGGCUUCUUGCCAAAUCUUUUCUCCUUGCAUGAGGCUGAACACAUGAAGCAAAGGCAACAGCUCAUGAAAGGAAAGGAGAUCUCCCUGUGACACUUCUCUCAACAUACCCUUCUUCUCAUUCUCUCUUUCUGGUUAGCUUCUGGUACCUUGGUUAGGUCAUGGAUCAGAGGCACCAGUAGAAAAUUCUUGCUGUUACAGUCUUCACAGGUUGCACUUUCAGUGCUUCCACUCUUGGGUAAUCACCCUCUUUUAAGAGGUCAGAUUCUUUGAGUAAGCUAUUUCUUAGCACAGAAAUGUUACCCCUUCAGGUGGCCAGUGAUGCCUCAAGAGCAGAUCUCUUCUCUGAAUAGAUCAUGUCUUUAGUGCACAGUCCUUUAGUUUGUAGCAUGACCAACAUUCCUCCUUAGGGUGUAUCCCAAUAUUCCCCAGCAGGAAAGAUAAAAUAAGAGGCUUAAUUCAGCUUCUAAGCAGUGCAGGAAUCUUCCUCCUGCCUCCAGGGACCUGAGCUACCCCCAGAACAGUUUGAUUUGUGUCUUACCAGAGAUUUCAGUAGAGAUAGGAGAAAAAAAGGGGCUUUAUCCAGGUUGGUCAUCAAUAGCAUGUCUGUCGGAGCUCUUGUGAGCAAAUUGUUGCAUUUUGGAGCUCAGAGGUCAAGCUUGGAGCUGAAGUUAAUCUUGCUAUAUCUACCAUUUCUUCUGCGUCUCUUUGUGUAGGAAUUUUGUCUCUUGCUACAGAAUGCAUUGCUUGUCAGUCUAGCUGGGGUGGAGGGAAGGUGUCAGUCUAGUGGGGCUUAGUGGAAAAAGAGAGACAAUGUGGAAAAUCACUGGAAAACUGUGCAGGAAGCAGAGCUUCCUAGGCUUCUGUCUCUGUGCUUUUUAAACCUGAAUGAUCAGUCAGAGUGCUGGAAGGAGAGAUGGGGGCGUUACCAGCUCAUGUGCUUUGUUUCAGUUGAGAUAUUAGUAGCGAAAAGCUUCCCAGGUCAGAUCCCUGGGUGUUGAGGGAUUCUUAUAGAGGGAGAAUUUACAUGAUUCUCUUUUUAAUUGGUGGAGUUCCCAUCGCUGCUUUGCGUAUUUAACUGCUUGCUGAUGGUUUAGGAAGGUCCUCUGCCAAGUUAGUUACCUCCAGCCCAGAGGGUGUAUUUCACAGCUGUGUUUGGGAUGUGGCGAUAGGAGAUAGCAGUGGGAGGAGGAGACUGGUGUCUGCCCAGCAGCCAUGCUGGGGCCCAGCUCCUUACCAUGCAGAAUCUCAGCUAACAAACCCCUUUUCUGCCUAUUUUGCUGAGCCUGGCAUCUUUCCUGUCCCCUCCCUGGACUGCUCAGUGUCUCUGGUACAAGGGAGUUGGGUUGUGUCUAGACCAGAGACCUUUGUUAGUAUUAGUUCCGUUUCUUCCUUGGGACAGUUGAAACUUAUGAUACAGUUGAUCACCUGUUGUGUUGAGUAAGAUUCAGUGUAGUUUAUGUUUUAGCAGGAUAAAGUGGGGUGGGAAUCACAGCCUGAAGCCUGUUCAUGCACAGACAGCAACAGGAAGCCACUGCCUUUAGCUGGCAGACUGAUGGUGUUGACUUUGGCAUAGAGCAUCAGAUGGCAUCGGGGUGAGCAGUGAGAGUGUGUGAGGUGGCAGCUGUGAAAGAAUCUCCAGCUCUUGGGAAGAUAUUUAAUGAUGAUUAACCACAACAAAUGAGCUGUUCUGGGUGGAGCAUUAAUCAUAGGCAACCACAACAAAUGCCUUGGGAAUGCAGAGGGGCAAGGUCUGCGUGGAUCAAAGAUGAGCAACAGUUGUGCCACCAUCGAUCCCCUCAACCAUCUCCAGGGAGUUGUGUUGUUUCAGAAUUAGAGUUGCUUCUGAGGUGCAGCCUGAGCUGCCUCCUGCAGGGAUUGUCUGCAGAAGGCCUCGUGCUGUGCUAGCGAGGUGGGAAACCUUGGCUUUGCUGCAAGUUACUUGUGACAAGGCAGAAGUAUUUGAAAGUGUGAUUUGCAUCCUGAAGCUUUCCCAGAUGCUCAGGAUAGUGUCUGAGGAGCCUUGCUAGUUACUCCCUGGGAAACUUUAGUGCUUUGAGAUGAAUUUGUGUGCAGUACAAAUCCAGGUGCCUUUAAAUGUUAUUAUUGUCACAUUUUCUAUGUGAAGCAACCUCUUGCUUUUCUUACAAGUAUGAUGAGCCUUAUCAGUUUUCUGUGUCAGUGUGUAAAGGUUGUUAGAAGAAAGAUGGACUGUAGCCAGAGCAAUUACAGUACAGGCAAAUGCCACUGUGUGUGAGGUGUUUGCAGUGUGAGCCCAGGGCAGUUGAGCCAGGGUGUUUGUAGGGGCAGAGGUGCCAUCCAGCUGCUGCUCUGCCCAAGAGCACCCUGCCAAGUGUCAGUGAGGCAUUUGGUGCUUACAGUCCUUACCUCUGCCAGCAGUGAGAAUAAAAAAGGCACUGAAGCAGUUGCUUUCCCAUUAGUGAAUGUAUCAGCUAUCCAGCAAUAAGAAAAGGAAGAGUGGAGGAACAUGGAAAGACUUGCAGGCAGCAGUAGCACCCCUCACUUUGCAGCUUCAUUUGUUUGCUUUGCCAGAGUAGAAGGUCUUUGCCCCAAAAGCAUGCUGCAGAAAGCGAGUCCCUACAAGAGGGCAACCCAGCACUGAAAAAGCUGAUUGUAAUCCAAAAGGCAGGGAUUUCCAAACUCCUGUGCCCCCUCAGCUGCUCCUGAGGUUGUCUUUUAGAUAUUUCUAUAGUGUCUUCUCUUUGAGGCAGGGAUGAUUGUGUGCUUUAAUGAUGGGUCAAAGCUACUUGUGCCAGUGAGCUAGGAAGAAAUUCCAGUGGGAUCUCGUCAGGUAGAUGCUCUGUCCCAGACAGGUGCUAAAGGCCACAGAGAUGCUUUCAGUGUCCGUGGGCAUUUGAGCAAGGGAAAAGGUAUCUGUGCAGACAGCUUCUCUCAGGUUGUGUGCUGAGUUGGAAUCACACUGUGUUCUAUUCUAGCAAAAAAAAGGGACCAAACCCACAGACUAAAGCUUUCCAGUAUUUGUUCUUAUAGCCCCAGGACCUCUUUUUUUCACAUUUUUGAGGCAAGUGCUUUGUAUCUAAGCUGUCUGAGCAAGCUUCCUGGACAGCUGUUUUCAUGACUGACUGAGGAAUAUGUAUUGCAACUUGUGAAGGAAGGCUGUCCCUUGUGUGGACUGGCUACUGCUGUCCUCAUCCUCCGUUCUUGGUAGGAAGUGUCUUCCUUUCCGUGUUUUCCCCAGGAUUGUCAGUGUCUAUUGCUGCAGGGAAGCAGGAUUCUCCUCUCUGGUGCAAGAGGAUGUUUAUUCCACCUGUCUGAGGAAGAAAAAUACAAGUGUUUAGAGGUCAGAAGUGAAUGAGGAAGGUGGAGAUGAGGCAGGAAGGUCUGAAUGCGGUAACUCUGCUCAGUGUUCCAUGCCAUCCUCUUCGCUUUCCCGUCAUCUUUCUCCCGCCCUGCUCCCUGUUCCAUCGAGCUCCCAGCUGUGAGCCUGGCCCGGGCUCGGGUGCUGUUCUCGGACUCACCACUGCCGUGGCCCUGGAGCUUUACGCUGAGGACGAGCUGGGGGCAGCCACCGCCUCAUCCACAACGGACACGAACCACCACCAGCAGCCGCCCGGCGCAGCCCGGAGCGGACUCGGACUCGUAUCUCACACUGUGGCCUUGGGGGCUCGGCCGCGCUGUCCCCUGGGGGGCCCGGUGCCGCGGUAUUUGUACAGACGUCGUUUUGUCACCAGCAAUAGGAAUAAACCGCCCUCCCGUUGGCA